Messenger RNA from Diversispora eburnea, 2193 nucleotides. The record is from the annotation of a GenBank genome assembly. Lineage: Eukaryota; Fungi; Glomeromycota; Glomeromycetes; Diversisporales; Diversisporaceae.
AUGUCUCAACUUGUUCGUUCAUUUCUUCAUAAAACAUAUCUUCGUCCCUUAGUUGGUUCUUAUGCAUAUUCCACUAUACCUUCACCUAUGCAACACUUGAAAAACAUUACAGUCUAUGGUUCGGGUCUUAUGGGAGCUGGAAUUAGUCAAGUAGCAGCACAAAAAGGUUAUGCGGUGACCAUGGUGGAUCUUGAUGAAAAAGUAUUAGACCGAAGUAAAAAUAUCAUUAAGGCAUCUUUACACCGAGUAGCUAAAAAAUUAUAUGAAGAUGAUGAAAUAAAACAAAAAGAAUUAUUUGAUUUUACUUUAUCAAACAUAAAAACUAGUACCAAUUCAUCCGAAAGUGCUAAAGAUGCCGACAUGAUUAUUGAGGCAAUUAUCGAAGAUAUUUAUCAGAAACAACAAUUAUUUGGUUCAUUAGAUGAAAUUACACCAAUGAAAACAAUCUUUGUUACUACCACUUCAAGUUUACCUAUAAAAGAAAUUGCAAAAGUAACGAAAAGAGCGGAUCGAUUCGCCGGAUUACAUUUUUUUAAUCCAGUUCCACAAAUGAAAUUGGUGGAAGUGAUUAGAACUGAAGAAAUUAAUGAUGAAACUUAUGAAACUUUAAUGGAAUUUGUGAAAAAUUUGGAUAAAACUCCUGUAGCUUGCAAGGAUACUCCUGGAUUCAUCGUCAAUCGUCUCUUAGUACCUUAUUUAUUGGAAGCAAUUCGUCUUGUUGAUCGUGGCGUAGCUGAUCCAAAAGACGUUGAUAUGGCUAUGAAAUCAGGUGCUGGAAUGCCUAUGGAUACAUUAAAGUCGAUUGUAGAUGGUUGGCGUAAGAGUGGUAAUAUUGAUCCGCACAUUGUUGCUCCAACCAAGAUGCUAGAUGAUCAUGUUAAGGAAGGUAAAUUUGGACGUAAAACUCCUUUUAUUGAAAAGAACGAAGAACUACGUAUACAAGAAUUGAUAGCUGCAUCUCAAAAGUUCCUAAGUCAACCUUCACAACCUCCUACUCCCACCGUUUCAACCACGACAACUUUUAAUUUUCACCCAGAACCCGUUGGUCAAGAGAAACAACAAUUACGUUCUAGAAAAUCAAAGUCUAAAAUAGAUUCCGAAAAAAAUUUUAGAGAAAAUAUUUCCGAAAUGUCUUUAUCGCGUAACUCUUCAACUCCUUCUUUGGCAAGUGUGACCAAUAAUCAUACUCCUCCUCACAUUCAUGUUAGUAAUAGUUCCAUGGUUAAUAUAAAUAGUGGUCCAAAUUCUGCUAAAAAAUCUGAAUCUGAAAUUCCAACCGGACCUCCUGAAUUAAUAAGGGAUCCAACUUCAGAUUCUUUUUCAUCUCACGCUUAUAGUUGGCCUAUUUUAUUUGCUGUUGUACCGCCAAUGGGUGCUCUCAUUUAUGUUCCCUGGGAAUUAUAUUAUGCAGCUAGGUCAAGACGUGUAAUAAAUGAUCAAAUUACAGGUCAGAACGUAGAUCUAGUUGAAGAUGAACAACGAAAUCGUGCAGCGAUUGAACUUCGUCGACAAGAAACAUUUGCUUUAUUAUUCGUUAUUGGAUCUCCAAUUCUUGGUGGAUAUGCCUUACAUGGGGCAAAAAUGUAUUUAACUGAUUAUGAUAAAUACAUUUCCCAUUUCAAUAUUGUACUUUUUGUAUUUGCGGCUGGAAUUCGACCAUUAAUGCAUAUAACUAGUCUCGCCAAAAAUAGAACCUUACAUUUACAAGAACAAGUUCAUUAUCCUAGCACGGAAGUAGAAUUAUUAAAAAGGCGGGUACAACAUUUAGAAUAUGAAUUAUCUCAAUUACGUCGAGGAUUUGCCACGAAACGUGAUGUCAUCAGUGUAAGGGAUGGAUUUGAACCAACUAUUUCUCAAUUAAAUCGAGCGGUUCGAAGAUAUGAGAAAAAAGAACAAUACCUUAGAAAUUAUUCUGAUGAAAGAUUUGCAUAUUUGGAAUCCAAGAUGCGAGAAUUUGAUAAUUUUAUUUCAUGUAAAAUACAUGAAGAACAAACACCACGUGGAAUGUUUCAAGUCAUGAUCAACAUUGGGUUUUCCUUAUUUGGAUACGCGAAAUAUAUUUUACCUGGAGCAUUAAGAGGACCGAAACCAACUCCUAUGUUAAAACCUGCUUCAAAUUCAGAUGAAGGAAAUCAAUUAAAUGAUGAUAUGACAAAUGAUAGAGAAAUUUCUGAUGGAAGUCUUCAAAUGUAA